Messenger RNA from Rhinocladiella mackenziei CBS 650.93, 1707 nucleotides. RefSeq lists its product as uncharacterized. NCBI's taxonomy places the organism in Eukaryota, Fungi, Ascomycota, Eurotiomycetes, Chaetothyriales, Herpotrichiellaceae. The coding region runs from base 1 to 1707 and encodes 568 amino acids. The record is from RefSeq and is a predicted model, not a curated record. The transcript is spliced from 2 exons.
AUGGCUGCUUCCCAACUGCUGUUGGAUCCGGUCACCUUACCUUACUGGCCAACCUGUAAAAACGCAGUGUCCUGGUCGGGCGAAGGUUUGGCUGUGGCUGCAGGCGAGGUUGUGCAUAUCCUGACGCCCCGUGAUACUUCGCAUUCCCUCGAGGCUCCCGGCCACAAGCGGUGGCACACGUUUACCCUUCGCGUGAACCAAUUCGAUCCCUCAGAAUGGCCUUUUCUACCGAUGGCUCCCCUCGGCCACUUUUCGAUUGGCGAGGAACUCUCCGAAUCUCCCGUCGUCUCGCUGGCCUGGUCUCCGUCCGGAUUGGGCCUCUACCGAAGAAGCGUUUUGGCCAUCUUAACUUCAAAUCUUGUCCUUUCCUUUUGGGAAACGAAUGGAAGACUGGGCGUGUGGCAGAGGACUGGCAUAGUCAAUCAACACUUGCCCGUUGAAACAGGCUCCGAGAAGGCGGAUGAGUCCAGACGCAAACGCCGUAUUCGAGCCUUCCAUUGGCUCCCCGGAAUGGAACCGCUGGCCAAUUCAAAAUGGGGGCCUCAAUUCCUUGCGGUGGCCGAUGACAACAAUACGAUAUUGGUGUUUCACGUAUGGAAAAUUAAGACGGCCUCGUAUGGACAAUGGUCCUUCGAGCGCAUAGGUCAGCAUAGAGCAGCGAAAUCGGAUCCAAUGACAUCGCCCAUGCACCGAAGGAUUAGUCUCCGUGCUAUUCUUUCACAGACGUCGCCAAUAUCGAUGCUGGAGACGACAGAAUGGCAUCUCCAUGAGGAUCCCGAUGAAAAUACCAGAGUGGAAAAUGUGAUUGUCAAGGUGAGCUUCGGUCCAUGCGGUCAGGCGAAGUAUCUUUCCAUACACGUUAAGAGACCGGUCCGAAAUGAUACCGAUGACGAUUCUCCCGCUCGAGAGUGGGAACUUUCGAUAGAGGAGUCUCAGAUGCCCGCCGAUCUCCCCCUCGCUGAGCCGCCUGCGGAACGCUUGUUUGAACCCGCCAUCCAGAAACCUUGGUCAGACUUCAAUGAAAAGUUUGCUCUCGGAGGAAGAGUUCGCAUCCGGCACUGGGGCAGCGCUUGUUCUCCCGACCAAACUCAGGCUGCAGCUUGCGUUUCACUCCAUCCCUCUGACAUGAUUGAAUCCGGGAUCCCCUCGAAUCAGCAUUCAAUUAUCGUGUUUAUUCAGUUGCAGGAGCCCCUGGCAACAGAAACAGCGAUCAAGGAUGAUUAUACCGUAUAUGAGGAGAUUCUUGCCCUGGUGGUCAAUUCUCCGACAGAAUGGAUCCGGACAGAGUUGGACAAGAAUAUCGUCCGAAAUGCUACGGCUCUCAUUUUCAGGAAUGGACAACUACCUUACCAGAGCCACUUUCUCAUUUGGGAGACCAACCCAGUGAAGGGGUCGAUCGAGACGCCACGAUCCGGCGGCACCACGACCCCACAGACGCUGAGCAAGAUGCGCGCUCCCACUCUGAACCCAGACAUCAAAACGUCCCUUCCUCGACCUCACACCAAGAGACUUGCGAGAUAUGUCGUUCACCCAUACAAUUCUCAUCACCUUCAACGCCAGCCAGGUGCGCAAGAGGUCACCAAUUCAGCCGAUGCAGUCUCUCCUUCGUUGCUAUUCAAGAGCCUGGUGUGUCGAAAUAUUGUUCCAAAUGCAGCAGGCAGUCCCUCGAUCCUGGCAAGUUGGAAUUGCCAGAUGGCCCGAGCUUGA